GCAAGAGAAGAACCUCCGGCAAAGAGAGAGAGAGAGUGUGAGACUGUGUGAGACUGUGUGAGACUGUGUGUGUGUGAGAGUCGUGGUGUUGAUAAACCUGAUGAACAUGAUUUCAUCCUUCAGUCUGCAGACUCAGACCGUUUCUCUUCUCCCGUCUUUAUCUUUUUAUUUUUAGUCACUAAAUUUUAUUUUUGCUGAUUCAAAUCAACUUGGUUAAGUUUUUCUUCUCUUCUCAGGAUGGAGCAGAUGUCAGGGCAGAUGGCGCUGAUGAGAGACAACUCUGCUGCAGCAACAUGUGAAAAAUCUCGAGUGUUUGACUGGUGUCCACAGCAGCAGUACCUUUAUCUGACCAGCGGGGGGCGAAACAACACGACCCACACUCAGACCACUGCUGCUUCGUCCAUCCAUCCUCUCAUUCCUCUCCUGCUCUACAGCGACAGACAUUUCCCGCCAUCCUCGCCGUACAAUCAGCCAAUCAGUUCAUCCGGUCCCCGAGAGGCGGACGCCCACUCCAGGACACACCCCUGUUACCACGGCAAUGGCGCUACUGGGCACCAGGUGGUGAAGAAGCCUCUGAACGCCUUCAUGCUCUACAUGAAGGAGAUGAGACACAAAGUGCUGCAGGAGGGACAGGAGAGAGAGAGCGCCGCCAUCAACCGCAUCCUGGGACGCAGGUGGAACGCUCUGUGUCGCUCCGAACAGUCCAAAUAUUACGAUCUGGCCCAGAAGGAGCGACUCCUCCACAUGCAGCUUUAUCCCGGAUGGUCGGCCAGAGACAAUUACGGUCAGAGGAAGAGGAAGCAGAGUCAGCAGCGCUCAGGAAGCUUCUCAGGCUGGACUCUGACGUCUGGCCGAGACGACAUGUGACAGAAAACACACUCGACCUAGUUAUCGUAGUCUGAGUGAGAAAUAAAACAGACGUCAGUGUUUCUGCAGCAUUCAGCAAAUUUAAGACUUUUUCAGACGUCAGGUAAAAGGACGAACCAUCAGACCUAUAAUUAUCCAUCAAGUACAUUGAUUUAUUCACAUUUAUAUCCCAUCUCCUACAGUAUUUAUCAGCUUUACAGUAUCAAUGUGAUUAAAGGCAAAUACUAAGCAUUUUUUAUUUUAAAUGGAAAAACAAUGACUUGUGUUUUUUGCUUUAAUUAAAUAUUAAUUUCAAGUCUUGGUCAAAAAUACAUUU
Molecule: messenger RNA, 1183 nt
Organism: Hippoglossus stenolepis (Pacific halibut)
Lineage: Eukaryota; Metazoa; Chordata; Actinopteri; Pleuronectiformes; Pleuronectidae
Product: transcription factor 7
Exons: 8
Coding region: 238-867 (209 amino acids)
Biological process (GO): regulation of transcription by RNA polymerase II; canonical Wnt signaling pathway
Cellular component (GO): beta-catenin-TCF complex
Molecular function (GO): DNA-binding transcription factor activity, RNA polymerase II-specific; RNA polymerase II cis-regulatory region sequence-specific DNA binding
Source: RefSeq, a predicted model, not a curated record